Molecule: messenger RNA, 1344 nt
Organism: Synchiropus splendidus (mandarinfish)
Lineage: Eukaryota; Metazoa; Chordata; Actinopteri; Syngnathiformes; Callionymidae
Product: tektin-4-like
Exons: 7
Coding region: 1-1344 (447 amino acids)
Biological process (GO): cilium movement involved in cell motility; cilium assembly
Cellular component (GO): sperm flagellum; nucleus; microtubule cytoskeleton
Source: RefSeq, a predicted model, not a curated record
AUGAGUUCUGAGUUGUUGGUUUCUCGGCCUCAAAUCGACAGCCGGGCCGUGGCGCAGGACGCAGCGGUCCCCGGGACUUCGGUGCAGGCGGAGAUCCCGCGGUGGCGUCUGUCCUCCGAGUCAGCCGCCACCGCGGGCUACCGAUCGGCCAAGUACACGCCAGCCGAGUGGUUCUCCAACUACCACACCAUCCUGCGCCAGGCCGGAACCGACCACCAGGAAGCCAAGCAGAUCCAGCGAGGCUCCAAGUUCCUCAACCAGACCACCGAGGCAGCGACUCUGAAGAAGCAGGCGGAUGGAACGCGUCUGCUCGGGGAGAGGCUACACAACAUCCAUCACUGGAGGUCGGAGCUGCAGCGACACAUUGAGCGGCUCCGGACCGACAUCGAGUCCCUUCAGGCCUUGAGGAUCCGCCUGGAGAGAGCGACUGACGCAACCGAGACGCCAUACGCUAUUGCGACCGACAAUCUGACGUGCAGGGCCGCGAGACUCGGACCAGACCUGGUGCGGGACUCGGUGGAAGAGGAGCUGUUGAAGGAGGUUGACUUGAUCAGGAGCGUCCAAGCUCUUCUGAAAAGCACCAGAGAACAGGUCAUCCGUCAGAUCAAGAUCAACCAGGAAGCCAAGCAGACUCUAGAGAUGGACUGGUCUGAUAAAUACCAGGCCUACAACCUUGACAACCACUGUGGCAGCUACUCAAACAUGAGUCCCGACACCAAGAAACACCCCAGCUCAGCAGCCUUGCAGGAGCAAGUGUGUAACCAGACGUCGUGGACAAAGUUCACUCAGGACAACCUCACCAAGGCGACACACGAAGAGCAAGCAACAGACAGUCUCAGGGGGCUUGUGGAGCGAGUGCUGGACGACACCACAAAGGACCUGCAGGUCCAGUGCUCCACUGUGGACCAAGCCUUCAACCAUCGCUGCGAGGAGUUGACGGAGGCAAAGUCCCAGCUGGAGAUGAAACACAGACAGGUGCUGGAGGAGAUUGUGGAUCAGGAGAGGAACAUAGUCCUUCUGCAGCAGGCCAUCUACAACAAAGAGGCUCCACUGAGGGUUGCUCAGUCCAGACUGUACACUCGCGCUCUGAGACCCAACAUCGAGCUGUGCAGAGAUGACCCCCAGAUCAGUUUGGAAGACGAGGUGAGACAGAUCGAGUCCACUGUGGCCUCUCUGCAGCUGCAGCUGAGCGAGGCCAGAGGGUCCCUCUCCCACCUGGAGGAGUCGCGCACCGCCCUGGAAAAGGACAUCCAGUGUAAAGCCCACUCGCUCUUCAUCGACAGACAAAAAUGUAUGAGUCAUCGCAAACGCUAUCCAAGCAUCACCAGGCUGUCGGGGUAUUGA